UCUUAUUAUCCUUCACAAUACUUGUAAAUGCAUUUUACGUUUCCACUGCAAAUUUCAUUAUAAUGGUUAGGAUUCUUUUGUAAUCCAACUGAUCGAUUCUUGUGUGUAAGCUCAUGCUUCUGAAAUUUAAAUUCGCAACCGAAGAUACUUAGCCAACUGAAAUGUCAUACGGAAAUGGCAUACAAACAUAUGAAAUGGGGAUGGCAACUGGGCGGUCCUUGAUUACUCAACCGAUCUCCCAUCUCCAUCCCCGACCCUAUCCACAUUGAGGAAUUGUUCUUGCCCUCCAUCCCCGCUCCAAAAGGGUAACGGGGAUCCAACUUUAAGAAGAUGAAAAAAAAAAUUUAUCUUCCCUCGUUAUUGUUCAACAAUCAAAUGAAAAUAGAAAUCUAAAUCCUUUAGACUACGGAUUGAAUUCUGUAGGACUUAUAUAAAGAUUGCUCGAAAAUUACUACCUAAAGCUGACUAGCAGUUCGAAAAACAUGCCUUUUCUUGGUCUCUGGUGCAGUAAAUAGCUUUUCUAUAACUAUACAAACAUAUAAGGGGCAAGCCAUCUUUGUAAAUUUCAGUUGCACCAUUUUUGACCGACUAAGCAUAAUAAAGAGUUAAUAACAAGUGGCUGAGUUAGUUUUUCGAGUUCGUAUACAUGAAAGCACAACCACGAGAACGGGUGCUUGUGAUGCUCAGAAGCUGUAUAGAAAGAUCGUGAUGCUGAUAGAAAUAUCUCGAUACAGAAACUUGAGUUUCGCAUUUCAGCUAAGGUGUAUCGUCUUCCCUGAUUCCAACAGUAAAUAGUCCAUCCGUGCUUGGUCCAGUUAUGGGAUAGAAUUUCUUUUGUUUUUCUUUUGUUCUCUCUUUAGGGACUCUCUUGUUUAUCUUCAGUAAUCAUUUUAUCUUUGUUCCUGAUCAAUAAAUAAAUAAGGUUUAUAUCUUCCAUUUGCCAUGACAGAUUGUUGCAUGUUUAUCAUUGGUUAUUUGCAGAAAAUCGUCCAAGAGUGACAACAAUGAGCUGGUACAAAGCAGAGCAGGUGGUAGUUACAAAGAGGGUCAUCAUCCAUCUCCCACUGAGUCGAUCAAAACUGGGAGUAUUAUGGCUGGAUUUGACGAUGAAAACUUUAUGUUUGAGGUGGCAUUGUCUCCUAGCAAUUUCGUAAAUGGUCUGCUCACCAUUCCUUGGAGAACUGCAAAAAAACAUUUCUUGUUGGAUCAUACGACAGGAACUUGUCAGGAAAUCGAAGUAGAAUUUUCUGACAAGCACAAUAACAAAUACACUAUGAAACUCUCUACCCCUCCGCAGCCUGGGGCUAAGUUGGUGAUAACUGGAUGGAGACAGAUCUUUGGUCCAAAAGGAGAUCCAGAUUUAGUUGGCUUCUACAAACCUGUAGACCCUUUGCAUGACAAGCAUUACCUUAUUGAUUGCACAAAGGGAAGCUGUGUCUUUCUGAAAAAGUUGGAACGUACUCAUACGGUGCUCAGUAUUCCUAAAGAAGUCGCAGAAAAACUUUUCCCUCCUCUGGAAAACGGUUGGGAAAUCAGUCUGGAUUGUUCUGAUGCCCAAAACUGGUCUUUGUCGAUGAGCUACAAAAACUGUCAAGGUAGGUUUAAAAUCACCAGCAACUGGAGAAAGUUUAUUGUAGAUCACAAUUUGGAAGCCGAUGACGUGGUUGUGUUUUCCAGAGUUUACCCCCAGCAGCCUAAUAAUAACCGGUACUUGAUUCGAUUUGAGAAAACAAAAGAGGCCACUUCCGGGACAGAUGCGACUCAAUCAGCUACAUCAAGAAAAGAUGAAGGUGAUCGCAACAAGGAGAACAAGAGUAUCAGUGUUGCGGGAAAUAACCAGUCAAAUUCAAAGCCAGUCUCUGAAACAAGAGGUUCAAAUGUUAUGAUCUUUGGCCAGGACAUUUCAAAGCCAAAGCCAAUAAAAUUGUUUGAGAGUAACAACAAUGAGCUGGUACAAAGCACAGCAGGUGCUAGUUACAAGGAGGUUCAUCAUUCUGAGUCAAUCAAAACUGGGAAGAUUAUGGAUGAAUUUGAGGACAGUAAUUUUCUAUUUGAGGUGGCAUUGUCUCCUAGAAAUUACAUAAAUGGCACCCUCAUCAUUCCUUGGAGAACUGCAAAAAAGCAUUUCCUGUUUGAUCAUAGUACAGGAACUUGUCAGGAAAUCGAGCUAGAAUUUUCUGACAAAGAUCUUAACAAAUACACUCUGAAAAUCUCUAUCCCUCCACAGCCUGGCGCUCAGUUGGUAAUAACUGGAUGGAGACAGUUCUUUGGUCCAAAUGGAGAUCCGGAUCUCAUUGGCUUCUACAAGCCCGUCAACCAUUUGCAUGACACAAAUUACCUUAUUGAUUGGACAAAGGGAAGCUAUACCUUUCUGAAAAAGUUAGAUCCUAGUGACGCUAGUAGUAUGCUCCUUAUUUCUAAAGAAGCUGCAGAAAAAGUUUUCCCUCCUCUGGAAGUCAGUGUGCUGAUCGAUUGUUUUGAUGCACAAAACCAGUCUUGGACGAUGAAAUACCGAAGAACCAAAUUUGAUCAGUUUAUAAUUACCGGCAGCUGGGGAAUGUUUCUUACAAAACAUAAUUUGAAAGCCAAUGAUGCAGUUAUGUUUUCCAGAGUUGACCCCCAACAGCUGCCUGAUAGUAAGCGGUACUUUAUUCGAUUUGAGAAAGCAGAAAAGGCCACUUCCAGAGCUGACAGGACUCAAUCAGCUACAGCAAGAAAAGACGAUGAUGAUAGAAAUAAUGGAGGAAGCAACGACGAGGACAAGGGUAUCAGUGUUGCUGGAAAUAGCAAUUCAAAGCCAAUCACUGAAACAAGCGGUUCAAAGGUUAUGAUCUUUGGCGUGGACAUUUCAAAGCCAAAGCCAAUGUGAGCAAGUUGGAGAUGUUAUAUUUUACUAAGCUUUGAUCAUGAUUCAUGACUCAGUCGCGGUCUCAUUUUUUACCCUUAGGCAAGGUGGCAUUGUUGGUUUACUUCCUAGUACAUAUUACUUUAGAUUGAUGGACUACUACAUAAAUCUUUUUGAUCAAAGGUUGAAUCGAUCAUGUUGCAGAGGAUAGAAAUAUACUCAUCAGAUUAAUCAACAGGCGCUCGUUAUAGUAUGAG
Molecule: messenger RNA, 3102 nt
Organism: Rhododendron vialii
Lineage: Eukaryota; Viridiplantae; Streptophyta; Magnoliopsida; Ericales; Ericaceae
Exons: 2
Coding region: 1091-2869 (592 amino acids)
Molecular function (GO): DNA binding; DNA-binding transcription factor activity
Source: RefSeq, a predicted model, not a curated record